Messenger RNA from Thecamonas trahens ATCC 50062, 1567 nucleotides. Its product is annotated as UDP-N-acetylglucosamine pyrophosphorylase. The coding region runs from base 56 to 1522 and encodes 488 amino acids. NCBI's taxonomy places the organism in Eukaryota, Apusomonadida, Apusomonadidae. The record is from RefSeq and is a predicted model, not a curated record. The transcript has a single exon. Gene Ontology annotation, biological process: UDP-N-acetylglucosamine biosynthetic process. Gene Ontology annotation, molecular function: UDP-N-acetylglucosamine diphosphorylase activity.
CUCUCUCUCUCUCCCCUCCUCUCCCUCCUCUCUUCGCAACACACGCACGAACAGCAUGGCAGACAUCACUGAGCUUCGCACCCGCUUCGAGGCGGCUGGGCAGGCCCACGUCCUGCGGUUCUAUGACACGCUCGAUGGUGAGGCGCAGGCAGCGCUGGCGGGCGAGCUGGCCGAGGUGGAUCUGGAUGUGCUGGCGCGGUUCCACUCGCGGGCCAUGGCGGCGUGCGAGGAGACGUUUUCGGAUCCGUCGGCCAUUGCGCCGCUGCAUGCUAUCGAGGCCGAGGAUGCUGUGGGCAAGGACCAGCUCGACACGUGGUGGGCUGGCGGGCUUGACGCCGUGGCUGCCGGCGAGGUGGCGGCCGUCCUGCUUGCCGGCGGGCAGGGGACCCGCCUCGGCUCGUCGCAGCCCAAGGGAUGCUACGACAUCGGCGCGCCAUCGGGCAAGUCGCUCUUCCAGCUCCAGGCCGAGCGCAUCGCCAAGGUCCAGGCGCUUGCCGCGGCUAAGGCCGGCAAGCCCGCCGGAUCGGUGGUCAUCCCGUGGUACAUCAUGACCUCGGCGCCGACUGACGCGCCGACUCAGGCCUUCUUUACUGACAACGAGUGGUUUGGCCUCGCCCAGGACCAGAUCAUGUUCUUCCAGCAGGGCACGCUCCCGUGCCUGACCGUCGACGGCAAGCUCAUUCUCGAGUCGGCCGGCAAGCUCGCCCGCGCACCCGACGGCAACGGCGGCAUCUACGAGGCGCUCGACAAGCGCGGCGUGCUCGCCGACAUGGAGGCCCGCGGCGUCAAGUACGUCCACACGUACUGCGUCGACAACUGUCUCGCCAAGGUCGCCGACCCGGUGUUCAUCGGGUACUGCGUUGCCGCAGGCGUUGGCGUCGGCGUCAAGGUCAUCCCCAAGCUCGAACCGGCCGAGAAGGUUGGCGUCCUCGCUCUCCGCGACGGCGUCACACAUGUCCUCGAGUACUCGGAGCUUCCCAAGGAGCUCGCUGAGGAAAGGACGGACGACGGCUCGCUCGUGUACUCGGCGGCCAACAUCGUCAACCACUUUUACACCGUCGACUUUCUCAAGGCCACGGCGUCGACCUACCUUCACGACAUGGUCCACCACGUGGCGCACAAGAAGAUCCCGCACGUCUCGGACGACGGCUCGGAGACGAUCAAGCCGACUUCCAACACCGGCAUCAAGCUCGAGCUCUUCAUCUUUGACGUCUUUCCCUCGGCCGGCGACUCGCUCGCUAUCCUCCAGGGCGCGCGCGCCCGCGACUUUUCGCCGCUCAAGAACGCGCCGGGCACCGGCUCAGACUGCCCGGAGACCGCCCGCAUGGCGCUUGCCGAGCUCCAUGCCUCGUGGUUUGCUGACGCCGGCGGUGCGCUCUCGGCUCAACCCUCGCUCGACGCGCUCUUUGAGAUCGCGCCCGCCGUCUCGUACGCCGGCGAGGGUCUGGAGGCCUUUUCCGGCGUCGCCGUCGACCUCCCCUACGUCAUCGACGAGGCUGAUCCCACGCUCAACUCGGCGUGAAGCUUGCUGCUGCGCUCGCGGCUGUAAAAAAAACGAUUUGUUCCA